AUGAUUGAUUCAUGUUCAGAAUGUCCAAUUAUCACUUAUGAGAUUGUGAAAAAAUUGGAUUUUGAAAAAGAUAAAAGUUUACUCAACAUUACUGAUAAAGUGGUAUCUGAUAUUGUUAAGCAAGUAUUGGCAAAUCUAGAUAUUUCUCAGAGAAAUCGUACACUAUCUGAGGCUAAAAGAAAAAAAACAAUUUUUAAUAAUACCGCAUCUGAGUCCUUGUCUGAAUCUGGGUCCAGUUCUGAAUCCUCUUAUGAUAAUGAAGAUUUUACUAUAGAUAUGAAUCUAUUGAACUAUUUAACUCCUAGCUUACCUGGAUCACCCAUUCAUCCAGAUGAUAUAGCAUGCUGA
Cetraspora pellucida is the source of this 348-nucleotide messenger RNA. Lineage: Eukaryota; Fungi; Glomeromycota; Glomeromycetes; Diversisporales; Gigasporaceae. The record is from the annotation of a GenBank genome assembly.